Molecule: messenger RNA, 1209 nt
Organism: Naumovozyma castellii
Lineage: Eukaryota; Fungi; Ascomycota; Saccharomycetes; Saccharomycetales; Saccharomycetaceae
Gene: PEX35
Product: Pex35p
Exons: 1
Coding region: 1-1209 (402 amino acids)
Source: RefSeq, a predicted model, not a curated record
AUGCACCUAAUUUGUUUAAGAGCGCCGCUGCACCUUUCGUUUCUGCUAACUCCUCUAAUAAAGGUAGUUGCAAUCAAAGAAAGUGUUAAGAGUCGCUUAUAUAUGGCAUUUUACCAACAAUCGAAUGGACCUUCCUUACUAGAGUCUAAGGGAUUACAACGGAUCCUUCGAAGGGUCCGAUUUAUUAUUGAGAACGUGUUUCUUCGGACAAGUGCAAUCACAACAGCAUCACUGAAGAAACUUGAAUUACUCUAUGGAAUACCAUUGCUUUUGCUAUUGAAAGAAUGGCAACAGAGAAUUAACACCGAAGAAUGGCUUCGACAAUUGCACUCCAUCAGAAAUACGCUUAGAAUAAAGUCACUAGUCCAAAUAUACACUAAACACGGAAAAUCUAUAAUUCAAACAAUCAUCUCAUUAUGUGGUAAGAUUCCGACCUGGGCAAUCACUUAUAUUGGAAUUGAAUCCAUCUGUCGACAUAUCCUCCCAAGAUUAGAAGGUUUCUCUAAGCUUCUGGGUGAGCAUCAUCCAAACCGUAUCAUGCAAUUACUCCUAUGUCUUACAUUAGUGCUACUUUACAGAAAACAGAAAUAUGUCCCCAUUUUUAUAAGAAGAAUGUUUUUUGGGAAAAGGAGACUACUUACAGAUUUCUUAAUGAUUUACUCAAUAAAGAAUCUACUCUGCUUGCCAAAUACAUUGAAGAAGAUCUUUAAAGUUGGUAGCACUGAUAAUGAGUCCCCAUCUACUUCUAUGAACCGUCAAUCUUUAUUUUAUUAUAAACUGAAUGAAAUCGAAAGACCAUCCAAUUUAACGACAACAAUUCAACCACAUGUUGAUAAAUUGAAUGAGAUUUAUGAACUGAGGUCACAAAACUAUCGAUCAUCAUCACAUAUACUUGACGUGCUAUUAAACUCCCACGUGAUACGCAACAUCGUACCCUCAAUGAAAUGGGCCCUUUGGAGAAGGCUUUUAGUAUAUGUCGUUAAUCUUAAUAGUCAACCGUUGUAUUGUGCGAAAAAACCGACCAACAAUUAUAGACAAUACAAUAAACUAAUGGAAUCAAGCGCAUUGAUGCUAGGGUUCUUUUUUUUAGAUAGAGAUAAUUCAAUGGUAAUAAAACCUGAAUUUCUAAAAAAACUAUUUCAAUUAGCUAUGAAUGCCUAUCUCGAUGUUUCAAUUCUUGAUAUAUUUCCAGCCAUCCAGAUCAGUUAA